This is a messenger RNA of Pan troglodytes (chimpanzee), 2148 nucleotides long. It is a transcript of the gene OR2AG2, whose product is annotated as olfactory receptor family 2 subfamily AG member 2. Lineage: Eukaryota; Metazoa; Chordata; Mammalia; Primates; Hominidae. Bases 225 to 1274 code for a protein of 349 amino acids. Gene Ontology annotation, molecular function: olfactory receptor activity; G protein-coupled receptor activity. The record is from RefSeq and is a predicted model, not a curated record. The transcript has a single exon. Gene Ontology annotation, biological process: G protein-coupled receptor signaling pathway. Gene Ontology annotation, cellular component: membrane.
UCAUUGUGAAGAAAGAGAUGCUUUCAUCUAUCUACAAAGAUGUUUGCUUGGGCUUAUUCUUCAGGAUACCUUAUUUGAAGGGAUUUCUAAAUGAUUACUAUUAACAACAUGUCAAAAUACCUGAUACCAGUUUAGCUGAUGGUUUAUUUCAAUAAAAGCAUUCAGAAAUCAGAGGCAUACUAAGAGAUGGAAAAUAUAUCAUAUUAUGGGAUUCCUAUUGGCCAAUGCACAGUGACCUAGAACAAUCCAAAGCUAGAGUGAACACCUUUAGAAAAGCUUCCACUGAUAAUAUAUUUGGUUCUAGGCAACUAAAAAAACACAUCAUGGAGCUCCGGAACUCCACCUUGGGAAGCGGCUUCAUCUUGGUGGGGAUUCUGAAUGACAGUGGGUCUCCUGAACUGCUCUGUGCUACAUUUACAAUCCUAUACAUGUUGGCACUGACCAGCAAUGGUCUGCUCCUCCUGGCCAUCACCAUAGAAGCCCAGCUCCACAUGCCCAUGUACCUCCUGCUUGGGCAGCUCUCUCUCAUGGACCUCCUGUUCACAUCUGUUGUCACUCCCAAGGCCCUUGCGGACUUUCUGCGCAGAGAAAACACCAUCUCCUUUGGAGGCUGUGCCCUUCAGAUGUUCCUGGCACUGACAAUGGGUGGUGCUGAGGACCUCCUACUGGCCUUCAUGGCCUAUGACAGGUAUGUGGCCAUUUGUCAUCCUCUGACAUACAUGACCCUCGUGAGCCCAAGAGUCUGCUGGAUCAUGGUGGCCACAUCCUGGAUCCUGGCAUCCCUGAUUGCUAUAGGACAUACCAUGUACACUAUGCACCUCCCUUUCUGCGUGUCCUGGGAAAUCAGGCAUCUGCUCUGUGAGAUCCCACCCUUGCUGAAGUUGGCCUGUGCUGAUACCUCCAGGUAUGAGCUUAUAAUAUACGUGACAGGUGUGACUUUCCUCUUGCUCCCCAUUUCUGCCAUUGUGGCCUCCUACACACUAGUCCUAUUCACUGUGCUUCGUAUGCCAUCAAAUGAGGGGAGGAAGAAAGCCCUUGUCACCUGCUCUUCCCACCUGAUUGUGGUCGGGAUGUUCUAUGGAGCUGCCACAUUCAUGUAUGUCUUGCCCAGUUCCUUCCACAGCCCCAAACAAGACAACAUCAUCUCUGUUUUCUACACAAUUGUCACUCCAGCCCUGAAUCCACUCAUCUACAGCCUGAGGAAUAAGGAGGUCAUGGGGGCCUUGAGGAGGGUCCUAGGAAAGUACAUACUGCUGGCACAUUCCACGCUCUAGGGAAGGAUCGUGGCUUGCCUCUCACCAUUCCUCCUCCAGAUAAAAUUCUCUACUCACUCAUUCCUGCUCCAAAUAAAAUUCUCUACUCACUCAUUCUUCAAUACUGUACUCUGAGAUGAUAGAUACAUUUUUUAAAUUUUACUUUUAUUUUCAACUGUGAAUCUGGUGUGUACAAUGAUCUUGAGUUAAACUCAUUUGGCACACAUCAUCCUGACUUUGGAAACCCAUGUUAUAAAAAUAACCAGAUGGGGGAAAAGCCUUGAAUGGGUGUUGUAGACUCACUCUGUGGUAGGCAUCGUCCUGACACAUUACCAAGUAGACAUGGUAGGGGAUUAGCUUUCCAUUUUAACAUCACAUAGCAGUGAGAAGCAGCAGUAGUUUUGGACUGACCAAAUUCCAAUAGCCUCUCAGCAUCAGAGGAGGACUACUCCCUUUGAAGCAGAUUCUUAAACUACUAAUAGAGGGAAGAAUUUUCAGAAGAUAUAUUAGACUUCCUGUUUAUUAAGUAGAUGAUUAUUUGAGCAGUUAGUGGAAAUGAAUAAGAGUUAUGUGACUGCAUUUGUACUCUAGACCUGAGGGACCUUCACAUUGGUUACUUGAGUAAUGAUAAAUAAUUACAUUGAAAGAGUGCGGCCAGGCGCAGUAGCUCACGCCUGUAAUCCCAGCACUUUGGGAGGCCGAGGCAGGCAGAUCACCUGAGGUAAGGAGUUUGAGACCAGCCUGGCCAACGUGUGGAACCUGGGUCUCUACUAAAAAUACAAAAAUGAGCGGGGCAUAGUGGUGGGUGCCUGUAAUCCCAGCUACUCGGGAGGCUGAGGCAGGAGAAUUGCUUGACCCUGGGAGGCGGAGGUCGCAGUGAGCUAAGAUCGCACCA